AUGGCGAUCCUCGUUCUGACUUCGCUGGUUGCUCUAUGCAUUGUGGUGGUGACAGCGUUCAAGGUAUUUAUCAUCUCAAAGGGCUCAAAUCUUCAACUUGAACGGACGAUUGACACUCUCCAGACCGUCACCAAAGCUCACGCAUCUCCCCUAUCUCGUAUUCCUAAUGCUGGAUGGGGAGCAGACUAUUCGAGGUUGAUCUGGGCUUUUCGUCAAGAACACCGAGGCAACGUCACCCUUGAACUUCCAAGAUUGCAUGAGACCCUAGGUAGCUCCGUUUUCCCCCUCAAACCAUUGACACGGGUGGCAACUGAUCCUAUUGUCCUCCUAGGACCUCUUAUCCGAAUUGGUCCCAAUGAGCUAUCGUUCUACUCCAUCGACAUCUACGAUACAGUCCAUAAAGUCAAUAGCGGAUUUGCGAAAGAUCCCCGAAACUACGGAGAAUUCGUCCAAGAUGAACAUCCCGCACUCUUCUCUAUCACAGAUCCUCAAGAGCAUUCCAAGAGGCGGAGAAUUCUUGGUCAACUCUUCAGCCGCAGCAAUAUUGAGAAGCUUGAAGGGUUAAUGCUUCAUCAUAUUGAUAAUUUUGUCUCGGCAGUCGAAAGAAGAAGCGUCUCUUUUGACAUAGGCCCUGCCUGCCGUGCUCUUGAGGCAGAUAUCAUAUCGGAUUUCUCAUUCGGUGAAGCCUUGUCGGCCGUGUCUGCCUGGUCAAAAGGAGAAGAAGUUGCUCUUAUAUCAAAGAACGAUGAAAAAGCGACAUUUUUACCUCUGUGGACGCACAAAGCUUGGGUCCGAAACAAAGAUCCAGGCCGAAAGUCACAAUUUCCCAAUCUGCUCAACGUCAUGGUUUCAGCUGGCGUGCCGACUCAGACUGCCCUAUCAGAGGCCAAGGAGAACCUGGGACCUGGGACCGACACCACCUCUGCAUCCCUCGCCCAUAUCCUCUAUGCCCUUUCCUGGAACCCGACUUAUCAGCAGAAGUUGUAUAAAGACCUAGCAUCCCGCGGAUUUCCCACGGAUUUCAAUACUUUAGAAAACAUCCCUCGCUUGAGAGCUUGUGUCAAAGAAGGCAUUCGUUGGGCUGGUGCAUCUGUGGCGAUGUUGCCCCGUGUGGUUCCCAAGGGUGGUGUUGAGCUAUGUGGAAAUUUUGUUCCCGAAGGCACUAUUGUAACUUCAUCACCGGUCUGGUACCUCAGAGACAAGUAUGCGUACCCGAAUCCAGAGUUGUUUAAUCCCUAUCGCUGGAUAGAUGAUUACGGCUUGAACACUACAGAGGAUGUACUACGAGACAAGUUUUACAUUGCAUUCUCUAAAGGCGCAAACACUUGUAUCGCAAAUCACUUUUCGUACCUAGAAUUGUACAUGAGUGUCGCGAAGAUGGUCGCAAACUUUGAAAUCAGUCCUGCCACUGAACGACAUAGACCUGCGCAGGUUGCAGGACUAAAUAAUGCAGACUGGCAACCAGUGCAACUUCCAAAGAGAAAGGAAUGGGUUUCAGCCGUAGUCACGGAACCCCUGCUGAUCAAGACUGUGCCACGAAGACACGUUUAG
Molecule: messenger RNA, 1551 nt
Organism: Colletotrichum lupini
Lineage: Eukaryota; Fungi; Ascomycota; Sordariomycetes; Glomerellales; Glomerellaceae
Product: cytochrome P450
Exons: 6
Coding region: 1-1551 (516 amino acids)
Molecular function (GO): oxidoreductase activity, acting on paired donors, with incorporation or reduction of molecular oxygen; iron ion binding; monooxygenase activity
Source: RefSeq, a predicted model, not a curated record